AUGUCCCUGCAGGCCUGGGACUGGGAGGAAGAUGAAAGAGCAAGCACUGGGCCCCUCUCCAUGGCCAGUGCUUGCCAUUCAGGGAGCGAAUGUGACAUGGAGGACUACCUGAAGUCCAGGACCCCAGCCCAUGAGUGGGACUGUGAGGACCAGUUCAGCAGCAGCCUGCAUUCCUCAGAGGGGCCUGCCGGCACCUCUAACACUGACGUGCCCCAGAUUGUCCCCUGCAGAUUUGUGAUCUCACUGGCCUUCCCCACAGUGAUAGGUAAUAAGGGGAAAACCCCAAAUGUACCUGAUAAAAAGAAGCCUGUUAAGUCAGAUACCCGGACUGGAAAGGCUCGUCAAUUCUACCACAUUGAGUAUUUUUUCCUGCCCGAUGACAUAGAACCCAAAAUAGUUGAUGUUGUGGUGUUUCCUACCAUAGCCAAAGUGUUUCUGGAGUCAGGAAUAAAGACUGUAAAGCCAUGGAGAGAUGACGACAAAAUCUGGGUGUCAUGGAGCCAAACUUUCCAUGUCAAUGUGACAAAGGAAUUGUUAAAGAAAAUGAAUUUCCACAAAAUCACUUUGAGGCUCUGGGACACCAAGGACAGAGUCUCAAAAAGAGUCAGGUACCACCGGGUAAAGACAUCGGCAUUUUCAGAAGAGUCAGAUUCUUUUGGUAAGUAGGAAGUGAAACAUUUGGUUUUGAAUCAGAAAAAGUUGUCUGUAGUUAACAAUGGUAAAAACAACACUGUCCUCGAAGAGUUGAAAGAGGAGAAUCUACCAAAUGACCAAGAAAAGGCAGAAAAGCAUUCAAAGUCUCUACAAGCUUGCAGACUCUUUGUAACGUUUGGUUCUCACCAAGCAGAGCCUGAAAACCCUUCUAAGAAUGGCGGCGAGGAGUGUGAGAAGUUACUGAAGAUGGAGGAGUCUCCUUCAUCUAGACGGACCAUAUCAAAGACACCCAUCUCUCUGAGUGGAGCAACCAUGAUGGAGAUCAAGGAACUCAUUGAAAAACCGUCGUUGAGCAGCUUAACAAACAUGAUAGAAAAACAAAAGUCUCAACUUAAAGGUAAAGAUACAGAAGUGAAGAAGAAAAGCCCAAAGAAAAUGAAGAAGUAUCAGACAGAAGAGGAAGGGGACCAGAAGCAGGAAGGUGCUGCCUGGAAGCAGAGCGUCUUCUCCAUCCAGCUGCCCAUCAUGCCACUCCUUGCCGGCUGGCAAACGGUCAUCUGCCGUGGCAGCGAGAAGUCGGCCAACAUUUUAGAUUGCUUUUUGACUUUAAAAACAGAAGUUCCUAUCAUGACUGAACAGCAAAAACAAGACCUGAACCCCAUGACCAUAAAGAUCAGGUGUGCCUCUUGUCUUCCGAUCCAGCCUGUGUCCAUUCACGAUCUGGAGAGGCUGUGCAGCCCUGUCUACUGCAGAUACCAGUUCCACAGUACUCCAGUGCACGAAACCAAGAGAGAGCCCCAUGGGUCUCAUGUAUUUUUUCAGGAUAUCAAUGUCAUCUUCCUUGGGGCCAUGCACCCCAGUGACGUGAGGGAGUACCUGGAAGGGCCCCCCAUGGUAGUUGAAGUCCAUGACAGGGACCGGAAGUCAGAGGAGUAUUCCCGGAAGCCUACCCUGUUUGGAGAGGACUUUAUAGAUUCAUACUUCAAUCUCCAAGCUUUCAUCUCUUCCAAAGACACAGAGACUAACCCCUAUGAGGCACAGAACAAGAUCUGGGAUCCUUAUGGAGUUGCCCGAGUCAGUUUUGCUGACCUUCUCCUUGGUUAUAAGUACUUGAACCUCAUUGUCCCCAUCCACAACUGUGAGCCAAAGUCUCCCAACUGGAGCCAGGAUAACAGGAACAGAAGGACUUUAGGAUUCCAGGCUCCGGCAGAUGCCCUCCAGCACAGCUCAAUCCCCAUAGGCAACUACCUGGAGGCCAACUCUUUACUCAAGCUCCGAGUGGACAUUGCAGUACCCUUGAGUAGUUGGUCCAGAGCUCCUGAGUUCCACCUAAUGGGUACCCAUUUUGGCCGCAUCAUUUUUGUGUUCAAUGCCAAGAAGCUGUCCCUCCUACAGAGCCUGAUGCAGGACAUCACCAUAAUCAAUGCUAAAGCCCUGGACCUGGACAGUUAUCCCCUCCAAAACAUCCAGCAAAUCCUGUCGGCCUUCAAGGUGCGUGUGAAGAUCCAAGAGCAGAAGAACCUGGAUGUGCUCACUGGCUUCCAUCUGUUGGAUGGGAAGAUCCAUCUUUUUAUUCUAGAAGGCUUGGCAGACCAUGGCUUGAGGCGGCUGUGGGAAAACUACCAGAGAAGUGUUACUGCCUCCAACCGUGCAGCAUGCAAGGUGCUGUAUGACUCCAGGUUGCUCUUCCGCCACCGCCUGUAUGCAGACCUGGAGACCAUGCUGUACCACAUACAUUUGUUCAGGCCGGUGUCGGUGCUCCUGCGGUACCCUGCACUCUAUGUUCGUGGGGCUGUGUCACGCAUGGCCUUUCAGGCACUGUCCAGGAUCCAUGACAUCUGCCACAACAGUACCAGGCUCAAGGAGGUGGUUAUGAGAGAUCUGCUGCCUUCUUCCUCCAUGAUUAAAGACCUGAGCCAAGAGUUUGGGACACCCAUUUCUCAGGAAGACUUCACAGAUGGAAAGCUGUUGGCCCCAUCACCGCAGCCUGAUGUCAGUGAUGAGGACUUCCAACGUCGGCCUUCUAAUCUCCCACAGGAGAUCCAGGUCCACCAGGAGAAGUACCUGCAAUGGCGGAACAACAUGCUGCUGAAGAACCAGAUCCACAGGGACAGCGUUAUCCAGAAAAAUAUCAAGGAAGCUUACCAGUUCACCAAGAAGUCUCAAAAGACAAUGGGGAAGGUAAUUAGAAUUGCCAUUCCUGAGAACAAAACUGUCCACAACUACAGCACCCAGACCAUGAAUUCCUCAGAGCUUGCUAAGAAGCAGAUGUUUAAAGAGAUGGCCAAGGAGCCAAGGAAGAGAUUCACGUAUUCACAGAAUUAUCUCUCAGCUAUGGUGGAUGUUCGGGACCCAAAGGAAGAGGAGAAGAAAGCCCAGAAGAAGUCCCGCCAGGCCUGGCUCACAGCCGGUGGGUUCCAAGUAUGGGGUCUUCAGAGCACCAUUGGAAGCCACCAGCAGGAUCUUAGACUGCCACCCAUCAGAGAGCUAAAUGAGGAGUGGCAGGAAAACGCUUUGUUCGAUAAUGUGUUGAAGCCUGUGCUGGACCGAGAUAGAUGGAGCUGGAGCCAGCGCCACCUGGAUUUUGACCUGUACAAGAAGCCGCCACCUUACUUUCAGUUGCCCCGGCUUCCAGCUCCAAAGCCUGCAUCUGGUAAGAUAACACUUCUGAGCUGA
Messenger RNA from Arvicanthis niloticus (Nile rat), 3330 nucleotides. The record is from RefSeq and is a predicted model, not a curated record. Lineage: Eukaryota; Metazoa; Chordata; Mammalia; Rodentia; Muridae.